This is a messenger RNA of Chiloscyllium plagiosum (whitespotted bambooshark), 3638 nucleotides long. The record is from RefSeq and is a predicted model, not a curated record. Lineage: Eukaryota; Metazoa; Chordata; Chondrichthyes; Orectolobiformes; Hemiscylliidae.
AUGGCGGCGUGCGCUAGACCAACCAGCAUCAGAGUUAUGCCUCUUGCCACACAGCCCACCUCAUUAACAUUACCGUGGUGCCCUACUGCCACCACUUUGCUGCCACCACCACUAGACCUGACCAACAAACCAAUUACCGAUCCUCAGGUGCCAUCUCUUCACUGCUGGGCCUACUUUGCUGAAGUCACUGCUGCCGAUUUCAGAUCCAAUGCUAGUUCAGGAAAAGAAAUUCCAAUCCGGUUUGUGCGUAUAAAUCUGAUUCGUGUGACAAGUCAUGAAAUUUCCAUUUCCUGGAACACCAAGAAUGUAUUCACCCUGACUGUAUAUGAGGUCAUUUUAACCAGUACAACUAGUGAAGAAUUGAAAUUUACGACAAACAAAAAAAAAGCAGUAUUCAGGGAUCUGCUUCCUGAUGUUAACUAUAACGUUUUGGUCUUGGUAAACUCUUGCAGCCAACAACAGUCAAUACAAAGAAGAAUCCGGACACGUGCUAAAGUGCUGAAAGCAAGGACAAGAAUUAGAAACAGGACUUUUGUACCACAACUUCGAGACAGAACAAGUCAGAUAUACAAGGAAUUUGUAAAGAAUUUCAUUCAAGAUUUGCUUCGCAGAGUAACCCAGAGAUUCUUAUCCUUGUACAAUCGCAAUCUCCUGAGAAUUGUCAUACUUCGUCUUACACCAGGGAGUGUGGACGUGAACUUUGACAUUGUACUGUCAUUAGAUGAAAAUGUUACUUUGAAUGAAACCAAAGAAGAAUUUGCUAAUUCCUUAAACAGGAGUACAGAGUUUGACAUAGAUAUUACAAACACUAAUAUAGCAGAGAGGGACAGCUGCCAACCUGAGAUCAAUGAUUGUUCUGGUAAUGGGACUUGUAUAAGACAAAACUCAACUUACACUUGUCAGUGCAAUGCUGGAUUUAAUGAUACAAGCCCCGAUACACCAGGAAGGAUCUGUGAAGACAUUGACGAGUGUCAGACGGGGAACAACACAUGCUCUGCAUUAGCCACCUGUACAAACACUCCAGGGAAUUUCACGUGCAGCUGUUUAGCGGGAACGACGGACACCAAUCCGGCAAAUCCAGGAACACAGUGCAUAGACAUUGACGAGUGUCAGACGGGGAACAACACAUGCUCUGCAUUAGCCACCUGUACAAACACUCCAGGGAAUUUCACAUGUAGCUGUUUAGUGGGAACGAUGGAUACCAAUCCGGCAAAUCCAGGAACACAGUGUACAGAUAUUGACGAGUGUCAGACUGGGAACAACACAUGCUCUGAUUUAGCUGUCUGCAGGAACACUCCAGGGAAUUUCACUUGUAGCUGCUUCCAGGGAAUAAUCGAUAGCAAUCCAGCAAACCCAGGAACACAGUGCAGAGAUCCCAAUAUCUGUUUCCUCAACAGUGGAAAUAUUUGUGCUUUGUCGGACUGCAUGGUGUCUAAAGUCAGCAACUGCAAUAACAAAAUUGCAUUCAGAAUGCAGGUGAUAUUGCGAUCGAGAGUAUUCUCCAAUGACCUGAAAAAUCCUGCGAGUGAAGCCUACAGGAACCUGUCUGACAGUUUUAUAAACACAGUUGUGCCAAGAACUCAGACCAAUCUCGAUGAUCGUAGUUUUAACAUCUUCAUUGUUGGCUUCCAAAAUGGAAGUGUAGUGGUAAAUUUCCUGUCUGUGUUGAAUGACACCUCAACAGUUAACAGAAGCAGCCUCCUCACUGCUGUUGGUGCUGCAGCUAAAGCACUGGAUAGUAAUAGUUCAGUCACCAUAACGGAGAGGGACAGAUGCCAGUCAGGGCUGAACGACUGUUCAGGUAAUGGAACUUGUAUACAACAGAACACAACUUUUACUUGUCAGUGCAAUGUUGGGUUCAAUGACGCAAGACCGAAUACACCAGGAAGGAUCUGUGAAGAUAUUGACGAGUGUCAGACGGGGAGCAACAAAUGCUCUGCAUUAGCCACCUGCACAAACACUCCAGGGAAUUUCAUGUGUAACUGUUUAACGGGAACAAUGGAUACCAAUCCAGCAAACCCAGGAACACAGUGCACAGACAUUGACGAGUGUCAGACGGGGAACAACACAUGCUCUGCAUUAGCCACCUGUACAAACACUCCAGGGAAUUUCAUGUGUAGCUGUUUAGUGGGAACGAUGGAUACCAAUCCGGCAAAUCCAGGAACACAGUGUACAGAUAUUGACGAGUGUCAGACUGGGAACAACACAUGCUCUGAUUUAGCUGUCUGCAGGAACACUCCAGGGAAUUUCACUUGUAGCUGCUUCCAGGGAAUAAUCGAUAGCAAUCCAGCAAACCCAGGAACACAGUGCAGAGAUCCCAAUAUCUGUUUCCUCAACAGAGGAAGUAUUUGUACUUUGUCGGACUGCAUGGUGUCUACAGUCAAUAACUGCAAUAACAAAAUUGCGUUCAGAAUGCAGGUGAUAUUGCGAUCGAGAGUAUUCUCCAAUGACCUGAAAAAUCCUGCGAGUGAAGCCUACAGGAACCUGUCUGACAGUUUUAUAAACACAGUUGUGCCAAGAACUCAGACCAAUCUCGAUGAUCGUAGUUUUAACAUCUUCAUCAUUGGCUUCCAAAGUGGAAGUGUAGUGGUAAAUUUUCUGGCUGUGGUGAAUGACACCUCAACGGUUAAUAGAAGCAGCCUGCUCACUGCUGUUGGUGCUGCAGCUAAAGCACUGGAUAGUAAUAGUUCAGUCACCAUAACGGGUUCAACACAACUUACAACUGAGGCUCCUAUCCAGUCACAGACUGUCCCGACCUUGCAAUCAAAUCCUGGAACUGAAAAUCCUGGAUGGAGAGUGGCAGUGAUUGUUUUGGGAUCUGUUCUCGGUGUAGCCCUGCUCACAAUACUGGCAGUAGUGCUGGCACUGAUGUACGCAAAGAAAAAAUCCAGGAGAUAUAGCAUAGAAACAUCAGACAUUGUACGACAAAUCAACUAUUCAAAUCUAUAAAUGCAUCCAUAAACCUUAAUGAAGAAAUGUUGGCCAGUUUACUAAUUUUCCCAGGGUUUGGAUGCAAUACAUGCAACUUAAUUUUAUGGAACAUUUGAACCUUACGCAGGAUAAGUGUGGCAAAAAUAUGAGCUUGCAUUUAUAUUAAUAUUUAAAAAAAGAGUAUUAAAUUGAAUCUAAUGAUUGGUGGCAGAAUGUGUUUAACAAUAUAUACAAUAAUUAAUGAUUAGCAAUACCUCAUAGUCCUUAACAUGUCUUGUACAAUUCUCAGUUCUCAGAUUUGUAGAUCAUUUUUCUCAUUGGGAUUUCUGAUCCUCAAGUGACAGAAACCAAUACAUUCACAUGUCCUCUGCUUGAAGCUGUAUCAGACAGGUAAAUUGUCUGGUUUGGCACUGAACCGCACUAUUGUCAGCCAGUUCCCACAUUCAGCCUUGGGAGAAUCAUAGAACUUUAUAGCACUUUAUGGCCAUUCAGCCCAUUAUGUCUGCACUGGUAUGAGGUGAGCUUGCUGAUCUGAUUCAACAUGGUGACAGUGGCAGUACAAUUGUCCCCUGAGCCUUUGGACAGAGAGGAUGAGAUCAGGAUACUGCUUGACUGGUGUUACCAGUAAGUGAAAUAGCCUGGAAUCUGCAUUUAUGAAUGAAAAAUGGCCACUUAGUUGAGAUGUGGAAGGGCUUCUCCAUGCUCAG